AUGGCGGACGAUGACCCUCUGGGAGGAGCUGGGUCCUACUCGCAGCUACUGUUCGGAGACGACGAUGUUGUCAGUCUCGGAACAGACUCCGAUGGGUGCCUGAAUUUCAGUUCGUCGUCGUUUAUGUCCUCCGGCGCCGGCAACUCCCCCCAAAUGCUGUGUUUUGGUACCAAAGAAUGCCGUGAUUUGCGUUCCGGAAAGGUGACAUGCAGCGAAGGAGAUUCUUCGUCGGCAUCCUCAGUAACCACCACUAGAAACCACAAGUCCAACGUUAAUAGAAAGCGAAAUAAUGGGGCGGCGGAUAAUAAGGAUUCAGAUCAAGAAAGGGGAAAACCCGCAAAUCAGGGAAACGGAAAGAAGAACAAGCCAGAAAAUCCGAAAGGGACAACCCAUGCAAAGGUCAGAGGUUCUCUAUCUGCAUGCUUAUUUACAUAUAAUUAG
This is a messenger RNA of Ipomoea triloba (trilobed morning glory), 441 nucleotides long. RefSeq lists its product as uncharacterized. The transcript is spliced from 2 exons. Lineage: Eukaryota; Viridiplantae; Streptophyta; Magnoliopsida; Solanales; Convolvulaceae. The record is from RefSeq and is a predicted model, not a curated record. Bases 1 to 441 code for a protein of 146 amino acids.